Messenger RNA from Hypanus sabinus (Atlantic stingray), 763 nucleotides. RefSeq names its product arachidonate 5-lipoxygenase-activating protein (gene alox5ap). NCBI's taxonomy places the organism in Eukaryota, Metazoa, Chordata, Chondrichthyes, Myliobatiformes, Dasyatidae. The transcript is spliced from 5 exons. The record is from RefSeq and is a predicted model, not a curated record. Gene Ontology annotation, molecular function: glutathione peroxidase activity; leukotriene-C4 synthase activity; enzyme activator activity. Gene Ontology annotation, cellular component: nuclear envelope; membrane; endoplasmic reticulum. Gene Ontology annotation, biological process: leukotriene biosynthetic process. Bases 136 to 603 code for a protein of 155 amino acids.
GACCCGCAUUUUCUUUUUUUCUUCCGCUGCGAGCAGUGAGCACUGAUGUUGGAAGCUGAGAGAUAAUUACCAAACAACCUCGACUACUCUUCUGUAAAUUCUAAAACUCCUUCGUACAGGGAUUCCGUCGGUAGAAUGGAUAUUGAGCAACUGGACAAUGUCAUCUUUCUGGGCGCUGUCACGGUACUCAGCGCCCUUCAGAACGUUUUCUUCGCGUACACGGUGCAGAACGAAUCCGUUCAUCCGCGCUCCUCAAACACAGCUUUCGAUCGGGUUAAAGUGGCAACCCACAAUUGCAUCGAAGUGUAUCCAACAUUUCUUGCUCUGCUAUGGACUGCUGGACUUUUUUGUAGUCAAGCACCCGCUGCCUUUGCUGGAUUGUUGUAUUUGGUGGUGAGGCACAAGUACUUCGUUGGCUAUUUGGGGGAAAACUGUCAAAGCCUCCCUGGUUUCUUUUUUGGAAAACGUUUAAUUGCAUUCCUCUUCAUCAUGUCAACUGCUGGAAUUGUCAACUACACAACAAACUACUUCUUUGAGAUCAACUUCCUGUUUUACAUGCAAACAGUUACAAAGGCCUCUGCUGCACUGCUUCUCAUUCCUUAAUCAAAUAAUGAGCUGUUGUCAGCAUGAUCAUUUAAUGAAACAAACCAUUUACAGUUUUGUCAGAUUAUAAUCUACUACAAUUGUACCUUUGUGGUUAUUUGCAGCAUUUUAUCUUGAUUUUAUUUCUGCUAUGUUGUGCAAAUAAAAUUGACUAAAAUUA